Molecule: messenger RNA, 1573 nt
Organism: Trichoderma reesei QM6a
Lineage: Eukaryota; Fungi; Ascomycota; Sordariomycetes; Hypocreales; Hypocreaceae
Exons: 8
Coding region: 1-1491 (496 amino acids)
Biological process (GO): transmembrane transport
Cellular component (GO): membrane
Molecular function (GO): transmembrane transporter activity
Source: RefSeq, a predicted model, not a curated record
AUGACGGCCGACUCGGAGAAUGAAAAGCACGAUGCAAUCGACUACGAGAUUGAGAAUGCGCAGGAUCCGCGGCGGACGGCGGCGCUGACCAAGAGCGUGCUGUUCAAGAUGGACACGAGGACCAACGUCGGCAACGCCAAGAUCCUCGGCCUCGAAGCCGACCUGGGCAUCUCAGACGAGCAGUACUCCCAAGGCCUCGCCGUCUUUUACGCCACCUACAUUGCCUGCGAACUCCCCAGCAACCUCGUCCUCAAAAAGGUGUCCCCCCGCAUAUGGCUGCCCUCCCUCACCGUCGCCUGGGGCAUCAUCACCAUGUGCCUCGGCUUCGUCCGCUCCUUUGGGAGCUUCGCCGCCGUGAGGGCCCUCCUGGGCGUCGCCGAGGGCGGCCUGUUCCCCGGCAUCGUGCUGUACCUGUCGAGCGUGUACACGCGCGGCGAGCUGGCGCUGCGCCUGGGGCUGUUUUACGCGGCUGCUUCACUGUCGGGCGCCUUUGGGGGGUUGCUCGCCAGGGGGUUGUCGGCGAUUGGGCCCAGGGGGGGACUGGAGGGUUGGAGGUGGAUCUUCAUCGUUGAGGGGCUGCUGACGGUUGUUUCUGGGUUGAUUGCUUUCGCUGGGCUGCCAAACAACGUGGCCAACGCUUGGUUUCUUUCGACGGAGGAGAGAGACUUUGCUGCCCAGCGGCUGGCCAACGACAGCGGAGGACGCUUCAACCCAGCACGUGAAGCCGAGGAGUUGUUCAAGUGGUCUGAAGUCAAGCGCGGCAUCUUCAACGUCCAGAUCUGGCUCACGUCGACGGCGUACUUUGCCUUGCUCUCGGGCGUAUACUCUUUCGGACUCUUUCUGCCCACCAUCGUCAACGAUCUCAAAAUCACCACCAAUGCAAACAAGGUCCAGCUCUGGACCGUCAUCCCCUACGCCGUCGCAACUCCCACCACCAGUCCGUUCGACCCCAUCACACACACACCGACCCCCUCAUACGACGUAUCCCCUUGCAUUGCUAACCCCGGCGUCUCUCCAGUCCUCGUCGCCUUCGUCUCGGACCGCAUCAAACUCCGCGGCGCCCCCAUGCUCGCCAUGCUGCCCAUUUCCAUCGCCGGCUACGCCACCAUUGCGCACGUCCAGUCCCCCAGCGUGCGCUUCGGCAUGACGUGCCUCAUGGCCAUGGGCAUGUACAGCUCCGUGCCGUGCGUGCUGGUCUGGAACGCGAACAAUUCCGCCGGGCACUUUAAGAGGGCGACAACGUCCGCUUUGCAGCUGGCCGUGGCCAACUGCGGAGGGUUUGUUGCCACUUUCAUAUACCCCAGCAAGGACGGGCCCGUCUAUCUCAAGGGACACUCUGUCGUCCUGGGACUCUUGUGUUAUGCAUGGUUUGCAGUGUUGGCCAACCUGCUCUAUUGCGCCAAGAUGAACCGGGAUAAAAAGGACGGCAAGUAUGCGCAGUUUACGGGCUCUGGAGAUGACCGCGACCCCGAAUUCGAUAUGAUUCUAUAAGCUGCCUCUGUUUAGUUUGUUAUGCCGUUAUAUCCAGCGAAUUCGCGAUUAUAAUGCUAAUAAUAACAAUAUCUUUGCAAUG